This is a messenger RNA of Botrytis porri, 3502 nucleotides long. RefSeq lists its product as uncharacterized. The transcript has 9 exons. The record is from RefSeq and is a predicted model, not a curated record. Gene Ontology annotation, biological process: carbohydrate metabolic process. Bases 526 to 3489 code for a protein of 987 amino acids. Gene Ontology annotation, cellular component: vacuole. NCBI's taxonomy places the organism in Eukaryota, Fungi, Ascomycota, Leotiomycetes, Helotiales, Sclerotiniaceae. Gene Ontology annotation, molecular function: beta-galactosidase activity.
AUCUCUGAUGAUCAAUCAAUUGAGGCAAGUGGUAAAUUAUAUCAUUACUACUUGAUUCAUUAUCAUCGGACAACAUAUAUCAUAAUCUCCGCAGCCGAAAUGCUACUUAAGGCCUUGGUACCUGUUGUGCCUGUCGGGGUAUAUCAACUUAUUAUACCCCGAACAAUACAUACAUUGGCGCUCGGUUGAAAGUUCGCCGAGUUAUGUCAAAUGUUAGCAGAAAAAAAGUUUGAAAAAUCUUUUAUUUAAGAUCAUCAUUUGAAGAAUGCAAUUAGCCAAAAAACAAGAACGUUGCACUAUCUCCACUAUGCUUCCGGAUCUCGAGAAAUCCACAAUGAUUGUCUUUCUGAUUGCUGGAAAUCCAAUAUCUUCCGAGCCGUCGGAUUGCGGGGUGCGUCGGCAAGAACAUCACCCCUGGAUCACAAGCACAAGCUUUGUUUGCUAAAUGAUGUUAUCUCCAAAUUGCUAUAUAAGAAAUAAAUUUACUGUGUAAUAAAUGUUUGAUUUUACUAACGAAGUAAAAUCAUGAGGUUACUAAACAUCUUCACGACGUUGUGUCUCCUGUUGUGGGGUGGAGUUGCCACAAAUGAUGGAUUGACCGACGUUGUAGAAUGGGAUCCAUAUAGUUUGACAGUCAAUGGUUCUAGAGUGUUCAUUUUCUCUGCCGAGUUUCAUUAUCAACGGAUGCCCGUUCCCGAACUAUGGCUCGAUAUCUUCCAAAAGUUUCGAGCAAAUGGUUUCAACACAAUUAGUGUAUACUUUUUCUGGUCUUAUCACGAGGCCUCAAAAGGAAAAUUUGACUUUGAAACAUCAGGCAAGAAUGUUCAAAGAGUUCUUGAUUAUGCAAAGGAAGCAGGCAUCUGGGUCAUUGCUCGAGCCGGACCAUAUUGUAACGCUGAGACCAAUGGUGGUGGUUUAGCGUUAUGGGGUUCCGAUGGAAGUCUUGGGACGUUAAGAAGCAACAAUGCUCUAUAUUAUCAAUCCUGGCUUCCAUGGAUCGCGGAGAUUGGAGAAAUUCUCGCAAAGAAUCAAAUCACUAACGGAGGACCUGUUAUCCUCAACCAGGUUGAGAAUGAACUUCAAGAGACAACUCACUCAGCGACUAACUCCUUGGUUCUUUAUAUGGAGCAACUUAAAGCUGCAUUUCGAGAUGCUGGCAUUACUGUCCCUCUUAGUCAUAAUGAGAAGGGUCAAAGAAGCAUAUCAUGGAGUACCGACUAUCAAAAUGUUGGUGGUGCUGUGAAUAUCUAUGGCUUAGAUUCAUACCCCGGUGGGUUAUCAUGUACUAACCCUGCCUCUGGUUUUAAUCUUGUUCGCAACUAUUAUCAAUGGUUCUCAAAUUAUUCUUACACACAACCGAAUUACUUUCCAGAGUUUGAAAGUGGUUACUUUACUCCAUGGGGUGGUAGUUUUUAUGAUGAUUGUCAAUCGGAACUUUCGCCUGCUUUUGCAGACGUCUAUUACAAGAACAACAUUGGGCAAAGAACAACUCUUAUGAGCUUAUACAUGGCUUGGGGCGGUACAAAUUGGGGUCAUUCUGCGGCUCCAGUAGUCUACAGUUCUUAUGACUACGCCGCUCCUCUUCGGGAAACUCGUCAAAUUCGAGACAAACUAUCCCAGACCAAACUUAUUGGGCUUUUCACCAGAGUUUCUACUGAUCUGCUCAAAACAGAUAUGAUCGGUAAUGGUACUGGAUAUAGUGUAUCUUCAACUGGUAUUUGGUCAUGGGUGUUGCGAAACCCUGAUACUCAAGCUGGAUUCACAACAGUCCAACAAGCAAAGUCUAGCUCAACAGCAUCAGUAACAUUUGAUGUAUAUCUAAAUACCUCCUUAGGUGCUGUGACUGCUUCUAAUGUUAAUCUAAAUGGGCGUCAAAGCAAAAUUCUUGUCACAGAUUAUACAUUCGGAAAGCACACACUCCUUUUUGCAUCUGCGGAUAUCCUUACAUAUGGUGUAUUCGAUGUUGACGUUUUAGUUUUAUAUCUCGAAGAAGGACAAGUUGGUCAAUUUGCUUUCAAAACUACCAAAAAGUUGACCUAUCAAGUAUAUGGAAAUUCUGUUUUCGCCGCAAAUUCGACUUCCAACCACACCUCGAGCUCACAAACAUUCACAUAUACUCAAGGAUCUGGUCAAACAGUAGUCAGAUUCUCUGAUGGAGCUUUAGUAUAUUUACUCGAUCAACCUUCAGCAUGGAAAUUUUGGGCUCCGGCAACAACUUCAAAUCCUCAUGUUAAGCCAGAUGAACAAAUAUUUGUUCUAGGACCAUACCUCGUACGAAAUGCAACCACAUCUUUCGGAGUGGUUAAUAUUUCUGGUGAUGUCGACAAAACCACGAAUAUUGAAGUCUUUUCCGGAAAUGAAUUGAUUGAGGUUAUUGUAUGGAAUGGUUUUCCAUUAUUCACAACAAAGACGAAAUAUGGGUCAUACAUCGCAAAACUUCCUGGUACUGAAGGUAGAAUUGUUUCCUUGCCAAAAUUAACCAAUUGGGAAUCUGCAAAUUCUCUUCCAGAAAAAGAAAUCUCCUACGACGAUUCAAAAUGGACUGUUUGUAACAAAUCAACUACCUUGAGUCCAAUUGCUCCAGCGACUCUCCCUGUCUUAUUUUCAAGUGACUAUGGAUAUUACACUGGACCUAAAAUCUAUCGCGGAUAUUUUGAUGGCGUCAAUUACACAUCAAUCAAUAUCACUGCAUCGGGAGGUUUAGCAUUUGGAUGGUCUGCCUGGUUAAAUGGUGUUUUGAUCGGCGGAAACACUGGUAAUGCAACUGCAACAACUACCAACGCCAUUCUCGAUCUCUCAACCCACACUUCUAUUAUCAAACUCACCAAUAAUCUCGUCACAGUUGUAGUAGAUUAUCACGGACACGACGAGACAUCCACAGCGAAAGGAGUCGAAAAUCCCCGCGGUAUCCUCGGCGCAUCUCUCUUGCCCAAACCAAGUAAUUCGACCGGUUUCACACUCUGGAAAAUACAAGGAAAUGCUGGAGGUAGUGCGAAUAUCGAUGCAGUACGUGGCCCUAUGAAUGAAGGCGGUUUCUAUGGCGAGAGACUCGGAUGGCAUUUACCUUCUUCUCCUUCUUUAUCUUCCAAAUCUACUCCUUUCGUUGGUCUGAAUACUUCUGGAAUCUCAUGGUACUCUACAACUUUCAAUUUGGCGCUCGAUGCCGACCUCGAUGUUCCGCUCGGAAUUAAAUUUUCCGCGCCAGCGGGCACAGUUGCGAGAGUUAUGUUUUGGAUUAAUGGAUACCAAUACGGAAAAUACGUACCGCAUAUUGGACCGCAAACCGUCUUUCCUAUUCCACCCGGCAUCAUCAACAAUCGGGGGAAAAAUAAGUUGGCGAUUAGUUUGUGGGCGAUGCAAGAUGAGGGAGCCAAGUUGGAUAGUGUGGAGUUGGUUAGUUAUGGGGUUUAUGAGAGUGGGUUUGGGUUUAGUAGGGAUUGGAGUUAUUUGCAGCCGGCGUAUAGUAGUGAGAGGUUGCAGUAUGCUUAGAGUGGGGAGACUU